Molecule: messenger RNA, 1807 nt
Organism: Pistacia vera
Lineage: Eukaryota; Viridiplantae; Streptophyta; Magnoliopsida; Sapindales; Anacardiaceae
Product: pentatricopeptide repeat-containing protein At3g25210, mitochondrial
Exons: 1
Coding region: 26-1159 (377 amino acids)
Molecular function (GO): protein binding
Source: RefSeq, a predicted model, not a curated record
CUUUUCCCAUAUUCAGUCUGUAAUAAUGUCCCUGACCUUCCGUCGCCUUCUUAACUCUGCUUUCAAACACUCCAAAUUUCUCUCCUCUCUCCAUGUACCCCUACUUCCCUCCACUCAUCCGUCACUCUAUCACCAUCGCUCCUUCUCUUCCUCACUCAACCCAGUUAAUCCUACCCGAACCCGAACUCCCCUUGAAAAACAAUUCGAAACCUGGAUCCAACACCUCAAACCCGGCUUCACCCCAUCCGACGUCGUCUAUGCCUUGCGAGCCCAAUCAGACCCCGAUCUCGCCCUCGACAUCUUCCGAUGGACGGCCCAGCAACACGGAUACAGACACAACUACGAGACCUACCACACAAUGAUCAAGCUUUUAAUCUCCGGAAAGCGAUACCGUGUAACCGAAACCCUAAUCGAAGAAGUCAUUGCUGGUAACUGUCAAAUGUCUAUUCCUUUAUAUAAUUGCAUCAUUAAAUUCUGUUGCGGUCGCAACCUGUUAUUUAAUCGCGCCUUUGAUGUGUACAAGAAAAUGCUGAAAUCAGAGAAUUGUAAGCCCACGCUUGAGACGUAUACUUUGUUGUUGAAUUCAUUGCUUAGGAGGUUCAAUAAGUUGAAUGUUUGUUAUGUUUAUUUGCAUGGGGUUAGGUCUUUAACGAAGCAAAUGAAAUCAUUAGGAGUUGUACCUGACACGUUCGCGUUGAAUCUGAUCAUUAAGGCUUAUGCUAAGUGUCUUCAGGUGGAUGAAGCUAUAAGGGUUUUUCGGGAGAUGGGGUUGUACGGAUGUGAGCCCAAUGCAUAUACGUAUGGGUAUGUUGUGAAGGGGUUGAGUGAAAAGGGGAGGGUGGGGCAGGGUUUAGGGUUUUAUAAGGAAAUGAAGGAGAAGGGGUUGGUGGCAAGUGGUACUUGUUAUAUGAUUUUGAUUUGUAGUCUUGCAAUUGAGAGGAGAUUUGAGGAUGCAAUUGAGGUUAUGUUUGAUAUGUUGGGGAACCGUAUGGGGCCGGAUUUGUUAACGUAUAAAACUUUGUUAGAUGGUAUGUGUAGGGAAGGGAGGAGUAAUGAGGGUUUUGAGUUGCUUGAGGAGUUUCGUAGAAGGGAUGUGCUUAUGGGUGACAAGAAUUACAAGAUUUUGUUGAAUGGAUUGCAUUUUCUUCGUCAGGGAUAGCUGUUUUCUGUUAUAAGAACUUCAAGAGAAAGCAAAUAUUUCAAAGCUAUUAAAUGAGAUAAUAUCUCCCAUUUGAGUGAUUUUGUAGUGACUUCCAAAUUCUGGAUAUAAGAUUGGAUAUGGUGUCAUGAUCCUAACCAGAUAUUCUCUAGAGAAAUUCACCUUUAUUUGUCUUUCUUACAUAUAAAUGAAUAUGCUAUCAGUGGAAAUGAUAUUUGUUCAAUUACCAGUUCCUAUGGAUGGUGAACUGAUCGCUAUUUGUUGAAAGCUCAUAAUUUGAGACAUAUGGUACAACUCUUUAAAGAGGCAAAGUUCUUUGAACCAUUUCAUGCCAUUUCGCUUUCUUAUGGGGCAUUAUAAAAUGGAGAUGGAAGGGAUCUGCAUUGUUUUGGAAGCUCCCUCUCAUCUCUGAAGCGAAGACGUGUAUGAUAUCAGCUGAACGGGAACAGGCUGUAGAAGAUUUUGUGCCAUAUUAGGCGUUUGAGCUGCUGCUGCUGCUGCAAAAGUUGAAAGCCGGGAGAAUGUUCUUAACUUGUAGUAUAUAGUAUCUUAUUUAUUGAUGCUAUAUGUUGGGAGCAUCCAAACCGUGAAUUAGAUUGUACCUUUUAACAUUUAUAGAUUUUUAUCUUAUGAAAAGUUAUUUUCUCA